Messenger RNA from Penicillium verrucosum, 1536 nucleotides. RefSeq lists its product as uncharacterized. Lineage: Eukaryota; Fungi; Ascomycota; Eurotiomycetes; Eurotiales; Aspergillaceae. The record is from RefSeq and is a predicted model, not a curated record. The coding region runs from base 1 to 1536 and encodes 511 amino acids. The transcript is spliced from 4 exons.
AUGACUGCCACUGACCGGCCGGGGACAUCGUUUACCGAUCAAUCAUCCUUGCGGAAUCCUAGUGUGUCGCAGGAUCACGCCGCAUUGGACACUGCUGCACCUGUGCCUGAAGUGCACCCAGAGACCCCCAGAAAUGGAGCUGCGCCAGAAGCCCUUGGGCUCGCUAAUAACCAUGUCAAUCAGCCACAGGUUGAUUCAGAAGGGUUCACCCAGCGACCUGCAACCAUUGACGAGAUCACGCGUGCGCAGAACGAGGCAGCGGGCCUAGAUGAAUCUGGACUGAAUUUGACGAUUCGGGAUCAGCCCAUUUUCGAGGAUGAGAGCCAAGCGAAGCAGGCCAUGGAUGAUAUGGCAAAUACCCUCCGAAUGAGGGCUCCGCAGACAGGAAUGAGACGCAAUGCAGGCACCAUUCGCGGACGCCGUGAUGUUCGCAAUACAGUGUUCGUUGCUUCACCUGGCAAUGAGCUUCCGCCAUCUUCGGCAGGAUCAGAGUCUCAGCCACCAACCUCGCCAAUCAGGCACAUAACCUCCCCCAGCAUUGCCCCCAGCACUGCUACCGAUGAUCACACUUUAUCGGAUACCACCUCGGUUCGCUCCGGACACGCUACGCCUGGCCCGGGAGCUUCGGUCCAUCCUGAUCUAUACGAAUCGGGACUGAAUGCUUCAGUCAUUGAAACCAUCAAUGCGUGGUUUUCAGAGGGCAACGUUACCAAGUCUUUCGUUGUUGGUGAGCUUGCCCUAGCAAACAACCCUACACCUGGUACUGCGGUAGACCAUACACGCAUCCGACUCGACAACUUCCAAGUGCUGGAAAAGGUAGCCGCCAAUCCUCACUUCGUACAGGAGGUUUCCACAGAUGCUGGCGAUGACAAGAGAGGCGAAUACGAUAUCCAGCUGGGCAGCAUUUCCCGCCCCAUGCCGACAGUCGCAUUUAAAUAUCAACUGCAUAUCGAUCCAGCCAAUCCCUCCGCCUACUGCCCCGUGAUAUUCAAGCCAGUCUGGAACAUAGAAGAAUCACAGGCGAGCGCCAUCAUCUACUAUACGCUCAACCCAUCCUUCCUCUCCCUCACAGCCGAGUCAGUUAUCCUCAAGAACCUAGUCUUGACUAUCAAUUUGGAUACAGCCACCGAGGAUAAAACUACCAAGCAGCCGCGUGAGUCAGUCGCCCACGCCAUCAGCGCCGCCAUGUACCCCAAUACAGGCGCCACCUUCCGUCGCAAAACCUCUACCGUCACUUGGAGAAUCCCAGAGCUGGAAGUCAAGGCCCCCACAACCCCAGGCGCAGACAGCAAGUUCCUUGUCCGCUUCGUGACGUCCACCCCCGGACCUCGCAAGGGUACGGUCGAAGCAAAGUUCGAGCUCCGUGGCGCUGAAUCCUCUUCUCAGCUUGGCAUUAGCCGUGCUGCAUCAGACGCAGAGCAGAGUGAAGCUGACCCUUUCGCCGACGAGGGGCGUGAGUCCCCGCUGUCCACGGUUUCAUGGCUGGGCGUCCCGACUACACGCAAGCUGAUCGGUGGAAAGUAUGUCUCUUCCUAA